Molecule: messenger RNA, 2207 nt
Organism: Thermothelomyces thermophilus ATCC 42464
Lineage: Eukaryota; Fungi; Ascomycota; Sordariomycetes; Sordariales; Chaetomiaceae
Exons: 2
Coding region: 445-1809 (454 amino acids)
Molecular function (GO): methyltransferase activity
Source: RefSeq, a predicted model, not a curated record
GGAAGUUUAAGUGCCCGUUGAGCCCAUCGUCCGCUCCUUGUCCCGCCCACCCACGCUGCUCGAAUCACCCGAAUUGCCCAAGCCGCCGGCCUCCUCGGAUAAUGGAAGAGUGACGGAAUCGAGACCUCGAAAUCCAGGCGAUUGCAGGAGCGGCUGUCGCGCCGGUCUCCUUAAAUACGGGCAGCCCGCUUUACGAAUUCUCAGAGAGCCGACUCUCAAGCUUGAUCCAAAUCCCUCCUCCGAAUCUCUCUCGCCUACCACUGUGCAGCGCGCUUGCUGGUUUGCGGCCACGCCUACCAUCAGCGUCACGACGCUCUUAGACCAGCCGCUUGCAUGCGCUCCCGUCACCAGCGGGGAUCCACCGACGGACGAGCCUGAUGGAGAGGCCGCGGCACCGACCGGUCCAAUCGAGAGAUUCAGGGCGCUUCUUCGGAUUGGGGAGCAAUGGGCUCGGUACAAGCAAGGGGGCACAGCGGAACACUGGACGCACAGUCGGAGGGCCCCUCGUUCACUUCAAUACGACAGACCGACCAGAUAGACGCGACAUCUUGCAGCUCCCCGGUAGCCCAUGAUGUUACCCUCGAAGUCGACGAGAGCAGCUAUAUUUCCGCCGAGAUACGCGAGGUACUGUCGCAGGACGCUCAGGAACCGCACCUGGAGGUGGACGAGGGUUGCGAGGAAGCGUCGGACGAGGAACCCUGCUCCCAAUCGGUCUACGCUAUGAGCAUGUAUCCCGGGGCUGGGCCUGCCUUUCAGGUCGAGCAAUCGUAUCGGAACGGCCACGACUCUGCCACCAUUGACUCGGCCCGGACGCUCUAUGCCGAGGAUUUCGAUUUCGUCGUCGAGAACGGUCGGCAGUACUGCGGCGACUACUUCCUCCCCAUCGACCAGACGGAGCAGACACGUCAAUAUGUUAUUCAUCAAGUUUAUCUUAAGCUCUUCAACCUCGAGCUUACGACGGUCCCGUUGGAGAACCCGACUUACAUUCUUGACAUCGGCACGGGGAUAGGCGAAUGGGCCAUCGGCAUGGCCGAGAAGUAUCCGCAAUGCGAGGUCUUUGGCACCGAUAUCGCGCCCAUCCAGCCUACACAUCAAGUCCCUUUCAACGUCGAGUUCCACAUUGAGAACGCCGAAGAGGAAUGGAUCCGCCCAGCCAACGCGGUCGACCUUGUCCACCUGCGAAACAUGGAAGGUGCAUUUUCCGACUGGUCCUUCAUCUACAGCCAGGCGUUUGCGUGCUUAAAACCGGGCGGCUGGAUCGAGGUCAUCGACUGGGAAGACUUCUUCGCCGAGAAGAACUUCCUCUCCUUCUACCCAGAGGGCUCGGUGCUGUACAUCUUCGUCAAGGCACUUCUCGAGGCCGCCGAGCUGGCGGGGAAGCCCCGCAACUCACGGCAUCUGAACAAGAACCUGUUGACGGAGGCGGGCUUCGUCGACAUCCAGGACUCCGUGUACGACCUCGGCAUUGGGUCGCGCGAGAACAGCAGCUACGGCAAAUUUUGGUUCUUUUCCGUCAUCACGGGCAUCGAACCCACCGCCCUACGCCUGCUGACGAAGUACCUCGGUUGGGACCCCGACGACGUGCGCGAGCUGUGUGAAAAGGUGGCCCAGGAGAUUAAAGCGGUUGCCGACGACCCGGACAGGGUGGACGCUUUUGUCGUCAAGCUCCGCGUCGUUGUCGGGAGGAAACCAUUGGACCAGGGACAGAACGCAGCCAGCAAGGCGCCAACGCGAGACGAGUGCCAGGAACACAGCGGCGACGAGAGCACGAUUGGGAAAAGGACAAUAAGGUCCGAACGGACGGCUUGAAGGGAUAUGUACGCGGCGAAUGGGGAACAUACAGGAUAGACUUCCAUGCACCUGCUCUGUCGGCAAUUGGGGACCCGCGAAAACAUUAGAAACUUUUGGGAAAGGAUGAGGAAUUGCCAUCACCAUUCCAGCUUUUUUUUUCUUUUCUUUCUCUUCGUUCCCCUCCUCCUCCUCCUUCUCCUCCUCCUCCUGCUCUUCUUCUUCCUCCUAUUCUUCUUGUCGCCCUUCUGUUGGCUGUGAUUGUCUUCUUUAUUUUCCUCCUUUUUACUUCCUGUAGAUACCCAAUUAGCCUCUUCUAUGUGUACAUAGGUUACCUCACGGUUGCAUAGCUGGAAAGCUAGGAGCUCAGGGUAAUGGUAUUUGGUUGUGGUAAUCAGUGCUCAUCUCGAACCUCCAAG